UCGUUGAAUGGAGCGGGUGUGGAGACGCGUCCAGGGUGCCAGCCGUCGCGGCGCUGCGGGGCGCUGCGGUUGUCCCACGCAGCCGUGUCAGCUGCACGUGGACCAGCGUGCGAAACGGGGUGGUGGUGGCCGUAAGUCUCGCGGACCACGCACUAUCGUGUGUGCUUGUCAGGUGCAGCCCUGUCCCGUUCAUCCGGUUUUAGUGAGGGUUCGUAAAACGCGUCUAGCUGGUACCAGCUGCGACUGCUCAUCGGAGAAUCAGCCGUGCUCCCAUCAACCAGCUUCUCGUGGUUCGCUGUCGCGUAGAAUACUUAGAAGAUGCGAGUGCACAGAGAAACCUUGCCGGCACUCAGUAACAGGUGCACGACGACGUCCGACGUCGUCCUCGACGUCUACGGCCAUACCGAAUUCAACGAACGGAUGCGAGUGCGCUGAGGAAGUUGGAUGUACCCAUGAUCCUGAUCAGGGCUGUGAUUGUGGAGCUAAACCGUGUUCGCAUACGGUUAAAACGCGACGUUCUAGGCACACAUGCGAUUGCGUGUCCCAGCCCUGUUCUCACAAGCCGGUCGAGGGUCGCAUAAAACGGGUUAAGUGUCGUGUCAGACGUGCCGGAUGUGCAAUGGCUAGAUGCACCGCGGAACUCGCGAUGCUCCAUCUACACUGGGAACUGGCUACGGAAUGUGCACCCUGUAAGCCCCGUGCAUUGACCAGGCGACUAUGCAGAAGGCAGCAAAGUGACAAUGAACUCUACCGUAGUAACAGCUUUAAGUUUGAGAGAUUCGAACGAGCACGAGAGGAAUGUUCAACGCCACUGAGGAAGCAGAUCUCUCUAUGCGACGACUACAGUUUGCCUGUGGAUUUUGUGAACAAGAGACGACCUGCCAGUGCAGCAGCUGCAAGUUCAUCAACCGUGCAAUGGGCACUGCCGAGUCCCACUGUUGAAAACGCGGAAGUCGAAGUGGUCGAGCAGUACAGCGACCCCAGAGACAGUAGAAGCAAAGCCUAUACGGAACCAGGGGCGGAAUCAUCCCUUCCGACAACUUACAGUAAAGUCAAUCGAGACUAUUGCAGACCUUAUACCGAUCCUUCAGCUUCGGGAUCAUCUUGCGAAGAUGACGAACUGGCAAGCACUUUGGUAUCCUUCAGAAAACACAAAAACGACCUCUACGCCACUUCCUCGAAAUGUGCUCGCCUAGCUGAGAAAGCCAAUGAGAUACCCGAGGAGGGUGUAAUCGUAGAUUGCGCAGCUCUGGUCAAUCUCACGGACCAGUCACCGACCGAAGCGAAUCAGCCUACUAGACAUCCUUCGCCUUAUUACUACGGAGACUUAUUCAAGAUUCCGGAACAGUUGUCCAGAUCGCAGCCAAGUAAAUAUCGGAAGAGCGUGAGCCUAGACGUUCCUGGAGAACGUUCUAGGACACCAGGACUACCGAAAAGGAAUUCGGUAGCUGGUGAUGGGCCGCCCUACUGUCAGCAAAGUCAAUCGGAACUAGUGAGCCCCACGUCGGGGAGUGAGCAUGCAGUCCAAGCAAGAAGCGAGAUCCUCUCGUCGUGCAUCAUCACCGAGUGGGAUCACACCCUCAUGCCUCCACAUAGGCUACUGAGUCAUGAUAUACCAACUAGUGUCUGCAUGUGCGUCGUGUCGCCGGAAGAGGAUGAGGUAGAUCAGCCAGCGUUCCGUCAGGUGCGCAAGCUCCGGCGUUCAAGGAGAAUAGAUACGCAGCCGAUACUCCUCGAGGACGAGUACGACGAGGAGGAGGAGGAAGAGGAGCCGGAGGAGGAGGUGGGAGAGGAGGACGAGGAAGAGAUGGCACGACAGCGUCAUCUGUACGAGACGGCCUUCGACUGCAAGGUUAACCGAUCGGACGAUGACCUGGAUGAUCUCGAUCGUGUGACCAAUCAUCCUGUUCUACAUUCUCAACCACGGGCCACCCCGGCCAGGGCCACUUCGUCAUGUAAUAACGAGACCUCGGCGCAGAUCUCAUACGUACCCAAGGAUAGGCGCAAAGUCGUUCUACUCCGGCCAAAACCAAUUCCGAGCCGUCUUCAACAAACUGACAAUAUAUCAUCUCUGUCCCAAGAUAUCGAGUCCCUCCAGAUUAAUUCUAGCGAUGAGAAAGCUUCGCCAAGGUUACCGGUGCGCGGCUAUACGCCUUCGCCACCGUCGACAGCACCGCUGCCUGCCAAGUUCCAUGGAAAUAAGGAUCAUCUACUGUUGAACAUACGUAGUGCGCCUAAUCUACCGUCGCAGCCUGAUCAUCCGCGUCUUAAAGACAUGAGACUACCAGUCAAAUCCCUCAGAGCUAAGGAGUCGCCUCAAAGUAGCGAGGGCAGUAUUCUAGAGAUCAAAGGACGACCUAAGAGCUUCGUCCAGGAGGUAGAUUCGCAAAGUCGUCGUCUGGAUAAGGAACUCAUUCUUGAGUUUAAGGGAAGGCCAAGAGAAGAUCGACAGAGACCAAGAAGUCUCAUUCGCGAGAGCCGACCGAUUAUGGAAUUCAAGGGCAGGCCUCAUGAGGCUGAAGGUGAGCUGCCGAGACCGAGAAGGGAAUCCGGAAUUCUGGAGUUCAAGUUAAGGACUACCAGGAGACGCGUUGGAUAUUCCAGCACCGAGAGUAUGGCCACCAGUAGCAGUGGCGGCAGUAUGGAAUCUUUGAGAAGCAGUACCAGCGAAGGGAACAGAUCAACCAGCAGCUCCGAGAGUCGUCACAGUACCAGUCUCAGCUCUCACAGUUCUGACAGUGGCAGUACAAACUGUUUCCAUCAUCAUCAGCAACCUACCCUAUCAGGAUUCUUGAAUCAUCACACUAACAAGCUUCACAUUCUGUCACCAAUAUCGGACAAAUCGUCUCAGGAGCCAGCAUCCGAGACAUCUGAUAAUAAUCGUAACAAUAACUCUCAGAAAGCAUCUCCGGAAGAACCUACUGAGAAUCUCACAGGCAAUACUAACACAAAUACUAAUACCAAUACUAACGUGACGUCACCAACCGAUACGUCAUUCAAGAAGCGACGGACCCCGCAAAAUAAGAAUCUGAUUAAUUUAGCUCUGCAAUCAUCAAGUUCAGGGGAUACCGAGAUACAAGGGUCGGACAGUGGUAUAUCCAUUGAAUCAAGAGCCGGAAUAAAAUGCAAACCGUUUGGUUUACAUUUACUUAAGCCACAAUUAGAUAACAUCAAUUUGAUUGAUAACGAGCCUGAAUUGACUGAUCUGCCAUUCGAUAUGCCCAAGUUGCGCAGAAGAAGACUUCUAAUGCAGCAGGAUGCUACAACUUCGGGAAGUGCCACCAGCGUGGAUCUUCGCGACUUGCCAUUUGACAUGCCGAAAUUAAGAAGACGUUUGAGAUGCACGCAGAGCACAGAAUCCAGUGCUUCACAGGCGUCUUCUAGUCUAUCAGUACGUGACGUUGAACCGCCAGUACUUUUCGGCGGCGGUUUGUCGCGUCCCAAGAUGACUCUGAAUCUCGAUGGGGGUGGAACUGGAGCGACUAAUUCAGGAGGGUUGGCUGGUCAGUUGGUCAUAAAGAAACCAGUUGCGCUAAGUCUAGGUCUGCCACUAGAAAUAAAUACGACUCGUGGGUCGGCUGAUCUAGUGGAUGUUGAUCUUCCUCUAGAGAGACAAGGGUGGUAUCACGGUUCUAUCACGCGCAUCGAAGCAGAGGCUGUUCUUCGUUUGCUAAGAGAAGGCAGCUAUCUGGUGAGGAACAGCGAAUCCACUAAACAGGAUUAUUCCUUAUCCUUAAAGAGUGCCAGAGGCUUCAUGCAUAUGCGAAUCCAACGGAACGAGGAACUUAAGGCUUAUAUACUAGGACAGUUCAGCAAACCGUUCGAGAGCAUACCGGAAAUGGUGCGUCAUUUCAGCGUUAAUCGCCUUCCGAUUCGUGGCGCCGAGCACAUGUGUCUUCUCCAUCCAGUGAUAGCUCAGCUUUUGUAGCGCAUCUAUCGGAGCGCCCUCUAAGGCGCUUGCAAUUUUAUCUACCACGAUUUCUUUUUAAUUUUCCUAAUGCCACAGACUGGCCCAAAGACGCACCUGUCAAGACUAAGCUAUACCUGUCGCUCUAUAAUAAGACACGAAGCUACUUUGACCGUCAAACUACAUAGGGCACGGACUAGAAAAGCUUUUUUGGUAAGCCUGGCUAAAAAAAAAAGAGGACAAUAAUUGAUUUGGAAGGUUUGAAGUGCGCGAAUUGCGAAAAAAAAUGGGAAGAAAUCCACAUACAGUACAAAGUAAUAAUUGUCAAGACAGUCCGAAGACACAAUGGCGGCUAACAUAUCUUGACAGCGAGUACCAUGGUGGUCUGCUGAAUUGGAUAUUAGCCUUGUGAUUCCUUCGUCAUAUUCGAAAUACCUCAAUGCCGACCAUACACGUAAAGAUUCCACAGCUGUUUAGAAAGGACGUCUGAUCUCAUCGGCUCACGAUGUCCCUGGGACGUCCGAUCCACGUUUUAAUGAAUCUUGGACGUUGUGUUGUCGAUGGGAUACUUUAUACUUAUAAAUGUACCAUGUAGAAAAUUAAGAAUACAAAAAAUUCCUCUUACACAAUAGACGCAAUCAACAUAAUACCUUCUUUGACAAGGAUGAUUUUCUGCUAAAUUAUUAAUAAUACAUUAAACAAUUAAUAAGACAACAAAUUUGCACUGAUAUUAAGAAGCAAUGAAGUCCCAUUACAUUGUUUGAUUAAGAAGCGAGUACAUUGUAGGAUUACAAUUCAGUAUCUACACCGGGUCUUCCCUGAUACACAGUGUAAGCCUACUACUACUUUUGAAAAAUUUGCAAAAAAAAAGUAUAUAUAAAAUUUUUCUAUAUGACAUUUGAGUAGGGCACGAGCAUUAUGUGGGUGAAAUGAAAGAUUGAAAAAUAAGUGAUAAAGAGACGAAGGAACUAAUGAUCGAUACACGGCAUAACAUCUACCUGAAGAUCAUCUGUAUAUCAUUCGAAAAAAAGAAUGACCAUCUUCCCAUUCCUGACGAAUCCCACUACCCAAUAAGGUGUGCAAGAAUGUUAAGAUAAUUUGCGUAGCCUUAGAGAAAAGACAUGUUAGCAGAAAGACAUUAUUACGAUAAUAAGUGUCGACUACUCGUAGAGUAGUAACCUAACCUAGUACUAACCUAACCUGCGAUUGCUGCAGAAAAGCCAAAGAUACAUCAUUUAUCGUUACAAUAGUAGGCCCAGUAAAAAUGGGGCCCGAUGAUGAAUACAGUGACGAUCAAAACGAAUAAAUGAGGAAGAAGAAGAAAAGAAGGAGAAGAAAUGACAAUUGCAUAAAUAAAAUCCAAGAAAAACAGGAUCGAUAUAAAAUGCCAAAUAUUACUUUUAAUCGUAAUCGUCUUUAGUAAGCAUUUAAUUUAUUCGUCGUCGUUGAUAAGCGAUAGUCUUAAAUAACGGAUUAAUUAAUGGAGAGCGAUUAAUAAACUUAUUAAUUCAACUCUCAAGAUAACGGGCCAACGUGAAUGAACUAUUUGGGAUACGAUUCCACUCCUGUUUAAUGAACGAACGGCAACAAAAAAUGGCAAUGAACAAAUAAAUUGCACAAUCGCGAAAGAAAUAUUAUAGAAAACGGAGUAUCGCCGUUCCCGAAUCGAUUUGUUCGUUAAUUUGUUAUUUUUAAAUUUUACCGCGGGCGAAGUAACUGAUACAUAUUUUUUCAAUGUGAUAUUACUUUGUUACAGAGUACCUAGCUUAGUCCACCUGUGAUCUGUUAUUAUUUGUUGAAUCACACGCGUGCAAUAUUUGUGCGAUUAACGAUCGUCGCAGCGACCGAAAACGUAAUUUCGUACUUAGACGUUGAAAAGGAAAGAACAAGACGUCCGUGAUGUAACAAUAAUCUUUUCGUGUACAACAAAAAAAAAUUGUCAACAGUAAAACAGUGCGCGCAAAUAACAAAAUUCAAAUAUUCGUCAACGAUGAAUGCGACAGACGAAUAAUAGAAGCUUUCAAACUCGCCGGAAGUAUCUUGAGAUGACGAAAGAAAAAAUGACGGCAGGACGAGUGCCAGAUACUUCAUUAAUUUUCCAUAAGCGAUUACUCAGACAGCCAAAUGUGUCUCUUCCAAAAAUAAUGAAAUUCCUUUUUUCAAAUAUUAGCUUUUUUUUUUUGUUUCGAAAUAACGUCACUGCUUUCUUUCAUUUGAUACAAUUAACAACGUAUCUAUUUACUACGAUAUUAGAUUUUUUAUCCGGCACUCCAAAACCCUCGUAGCACUAUUUACCCUGAUACGUCAUUCGAAAGGGAAACCCUGUACUUUAAGCUGCCAGUAUUAUUAAUUGUAAUCAAUAAUGCAUAUCCACGUUAAGGUUUAAGAUAUUAUUGUCCCAUUGCGAACGAUUAUUGAUAAUAUUAUAAUCUAUAUAUUUAUUUGAUAUUAUAUUUAUUGCAUCGUGUCGUUGGCCAAUGGUUGUAUGCGCGGUUCUAUACGUUGAUUUAAUCGUAAGAGUCGUAGUUCACCUAAUAACCGUUAGCGAUAGGCAGAUAGUCGGUUAGUGUUAAUUAUUAUUAUUAUAUAUUAUUAUUGCGAUUAUUAUUAUUAUUAUUAAACACUGUCGUAUGAUAUGGUAGAGCUAACUAACUUGUAGAUACUCCCUGUACCUUGAAAUUUAUAUGACGUAGUCUGUAACUUUGACGCGUAUGCAGAUACACACGUACACAUAUGUAUACAUACACAUAAAUAUAUUAUUAUUAUGAAUAACCUAGAUCGGAACUGUCCAACUGUGGUGGUUCUGCCAAGUUCAGUCUAUCUGUUGGCCACCAGUUGGAUGUUCUGUUCAGACUGUAGUCAGUUUAAAGGGGUCAGGUUACAGCCCCGUAAUUAACCAAGUAAACGAUUAACUUAUGCAUUAUACUCGCCUCCCAUGUAAGCGAAUACCGAACGGAUGUGCAAUAGCGAGGAGAAGGAUUGUAUGAGGUGCGAGGAAAAUAUUUUUCUUGUUGCAGGAAAACCGUCAACGUUUCAGCGAACAAAGUGAAUCCAUCUCAUUCAAUAGUAUUGUGUAUUCUGGAAUUCCUUCUUAAUAAAAAUUUAAUAAGUUA
Messenger RNA from Cephus cinctus (wheat stem sawfly), 7020 nucleotides. RefSeq lists its product as uncharacterized. Gene Ontology annotation, molecular function: phosphotyrosine residue binding. The coding region runs from base 8 to 3928 and encodes 1306 amino acids. The transcript is spliced from 8 exons. NCBI's taxonomy places the organism in Eukaryota, Metazoa, Arthropoda, Insecta, Hymenoptera, Cephidae. The record is from RefSeq and is a predicted model, not a curated record.